Molecule: messenger RNA, 1710 nt
Organism: Daucus carota subsp. sativus
Lineage: Eukaryota; Viridiplantae; Streptophyta; Magnoliopsida; Apiales; Apiaceae
Product: protein IQ-DOMAIN 8
Exons: 4
Coding region: 129-1289 (386 amino acids)
Molecular function (GO): protein binding
Source: RefSeq, a predicted model, not a curated record
UUAAAUACUAUCCGUUACAAAUUCUUUAUAGAGUAUUCAAAUUUAAACUCUCACGACAAAAGCCCUCACAACGCUCCAUAUUACCAGCGCAAUUCACCUAGAACAGAGCAAAAUUGACAAAGAUUCAAAUGGGUGCUUCUGGAAAAUGGAUUGCUUCACUCAUUGCUACCAAGAAAUCUCAUAGACCAAAUGACCCUGAGAGAAUGGGUGGUGGAAAGGGUAAGAAAUGGACGUUGUGGAGGAGUUCUUCUUCGGGUUCUGGAGGAGGCGUUACGACGUUGUCAGAGGGUACUAAAGUACGAGGACGGUUGUCAGAAGCGGCAGCGAGUGAUUCUCCGUUUAUGGCUGCCGCUAUGGCUACUGUUGUUCAAGCUCCAGCUAGAGAUUUUAUGGUGGUGAGGCGACAGUGGGCUGCUAUUCGUAUUCAGACCGUUUUUCGGGCUUUUUUGGCAAGGCGGGCUUUGAGGGCUCUGAAAGCAAUAGUUAGGCUUCAGGCUAUUGUUCGCGGAAGACAGGUCAGGAAGCAAGCUGCGGUGACACUGAGGUGCAUGGAGGCUCUUGUUCGAGUGCAGGCUCGGGUCAAGGCUCGAUGUGCGUCCGCAGAAGUGCAGAAAGACGAGCCUGAUUCGAUCAAACAGGGCGGAUGGUGUGAUAGUCAUGGCACGAUUGAGGAAGUGAAGACGAAGCAGCAUAUGAAACAAGCCGGAGCAAUGAAGAGGGAGAGAGCAAUUGCAUAUGCCCUUUCUCAGCAACAACUUAGAACGAAUCCCGGUCUGAACUCAAGAAAAAACAAGAUGGGUGCGUGUAAUAAAUUUGAUAAAAACUCUGGUAUGAGCUGGUUAGACGGUUGGAUGGCGAACAAGCCAUGGGAAGGCAGAUCGAUGGAAGAAUCCCAAAUGGACUCGCCAGAUUUGUCAUUCGCUUCCAAGAAUAAAGAAGACUAUAGUGUUACAUCAUGGUCCAAUUAUUCGGAACAUGAUUCAGUGAAUGUCAGACGGAAUAACAUCUCAACCAGAAUAUCUAGCAGGCCUCAAUGCUCGGAGUUUCUUAGCAAUGAGAGCCUGUCGUCAAUUUCAUCCACAACUUCUGAUACUCCUGGAUCCAGCUGCACUUUGGCAGAGGGGAGUACCGUUAAGCGAGCUGGUUACAUGAAUUUAACAGAGUCGAUUAAGGCGAAACAAAGAGGUUCAGUCGACAGUUCACAGUUGUGCAAGAAACCAAGCCCGCUUUCUAAAGGUCUGGCAAGAAGAAAUGCUGCUUGUCAAUUUCGUUCAGUCGAUUUGAGCUAGAAUUUUUACAUACAUCCAGGGGCAUGUGAAUGGAAUUUAAGGAUAGUUCUAGUGAAGAUUACUAUGUGAAAGUUUUGCUUGUUUUGGGUGCUAGCUUUUGGAGUUCAACUAGUUCUGUUGGACGAUUCGCAAUAGCUACAGGAUUGAGUUGAAGGAAUGAUUCAAACAAACAGGUGAUCCUUUAAAAAUCUUUGUAUUCAAAUUGUUACUUUGUUACAGUUACCAGCAGAAAAGACAUUUGGAUGGACUGACUUCAUAAUGUUGGUUGAUGUUAAGAGAAAUGUCUGAGAAGCAAACUUGUUUGAGUUUUUUUUCAAAAAUAUUCUAGGUUGGAGAAAUUAUUUUCAAAAAUAUGGUGCAACCUCAUUUACAACACCAAUAACGUGGAAAUCAGCUCUAAAUCAACUGUGUCGCAAUAUGA